CCAUGCGAUUUACUGCUGCCACCCAUCGGUUAGCAAAAUAUAUGAACACGAAACUAAUUGUUGCAUGAUUUGUGUAUCAUUAUUCAAUCUCAGAUUUCCAACCAUCCCAUAUACUGAGAUUCGAUUUGAGAGGAAAGAUCAGUGAGGCGAGGAAAGCAAGGCCGAAGGACGCGUCUGUAUUGGCUGCCUGCUGUCACCUGUGAGCCAGCGUCAAACGACAGAAGGGACGACCUACAGAGACGCCUUCCUGCUUGUACUGUACCGAAAUUACGGGUGUGGUCUGCCAAGCGUUCGUGGCGUGGUUGUAAUGGUGCCAGAGUGUCGCAGAGUCGGCUGCAUCUAGCCUCCCAUGGCUGUCACCACCAUGGACCCAGAGUCUCCCCGGACGCCCCAGCCCCAAAGCACCUUGGGUAAAGUCCCGGGGCCGUCCUCGCUGCUGCCCAGCAGGGGCGUGGGGGAGUGGCUCGGCCCUCACGGCAAGCACUACGCCUGCGGCUCGCUGGCGGCGUUCACCAACAUCGUGGUGACCUUCCCCAUGCAGAAGGUCCUGUUCCGCCAGCAGCUCCACGGCGUGCGGGUGGGCGAGGCCCUGCGCCAGCUGCAGAGAGACGGCCUGAAGAACCUGUACCGCGGCCUGCUGCCCCCCCUCCUCCAGAAGACCACCACGGUCGCCAUCAUGUUCGGCCUGUACGAGGACUUCUCCCGGGUGUUGCUCGACCGCGCCGGGAGCAGCGGCGUGCCGGAGCUGGCCACGCGGAGCUUCGCCGCCGCGCUGGCGGGCACGGCCGAGGCGGCGCUCACGCCGUUCGAGCGCGUGCAGACUCUCCUGCAAGACCACCGGCACCACGGGCGCUUCCAAAACACGGCGCACACCUUCCGGACGCUUCUGAGCGAGUACGGGGUGAGGGAGUGCUACCGGGGCCUGGUGCCCGUGCUGCUGCGCAACGGCCCCAGCAACAUCCUGUUCUUUGGGCUGCGCGGGCCAAUCAAAGAGCAGCUCCCGGAGGCCAGCAGCUGGGCGGGGCACAUGGUCAACGACUUUGUGUGCGGGGGGGUGCUGGGGGCGGCGUUGGGGAUCAUGUUCUACCCGUUGAACGUGGCGAAGUCGCGGGCGCAGUCCCAGGUGGGCGGGGCCUUCCGGCCGUGCCAGGAGGUGCUGCUGACCGUGUGGCGGGAGCGGGGGGGCAGCGUGACGGAGCUGUUCCGCGGGGCGCACCUCAACUACCAUCGCUCGCUCAUCUCCUGGGGCAUCAUCAACGCCACCUACGAGCUGCUGCUGAAAGUGCUUUGACGCGCCGCUUCGGGCCGUGCGAGAUGGGAGGCGGAGGGGAGGAAGGGAAAGGGAGGGUGGUGAAGAGAGGAAGUGGAGAUUUUUUUUGGGGGGGAAAGGGUGUUGUUGACACUGAAGAGGCACUCUGUCUUCGCGAGAGACUGUCAGGCUUGGAGGCACCUAUAGCACACCGGUCCUGCCAUACAACUCUGUCGAACAGACCGGGGGGUUUAUGGUGGAGGAGGAGGAAGCGUUGAAGAGGUUGACUUGCACUUAUUAUGGGGGCCAGCUGUCAGUCACCUGUGAACCACCUGCCGUCGUCAAGGUGAUGUCAAGGUCACAUGACUGAAAUGGUACGCACACAUCAGCCUAGAUACAACCUGUGCCAGGGUCCAAAUGAAAUGCCCACGUUGUCACACAGUAAUUAAAGUCAUACGUUGUCGUUAGGGUUACGAAAACAAUUCAAUCGAUGAACUUAAUAAAGCCGCAUUCACAUGUGAUUGAACAUGAUUGACGAUCCUAAUUGAGAUUGACUGAUUGUUUUGUAAGCACCUUUGUUGAUGUUGUUUGACCCGAGGCAUUUUUCAUUGGUUUGAUAAAACCAUUUAUAAAAAUGACCAAGAGCAAGUCUUCAAGAAUAGUUGAUAUUGUUGCUCAACAAAUCGGCCUUUUGUUUAUUGGGUGUGAUUAUUCAUCUGUCCAACCAAUAGAUCCUUAACUUUGGUCCUCAUGUGAACUCAGGGAUGCUGAUGGUUUGCCAACUGAUUCUACCAAUCAGUCAUUUUAGACUGUACUUAUUUAGUUUUCUGCAGUGUAACUGUUUGUAAGUGAGCACCCUGUAAGUAUUACUUGAACACUUACUUUAAUUGAAUAUCAGUAUACUCAGAAACACAGGAAGACCUAAGGAAAGGUAUAUUUUAGUCCUAACCAGUUAGUCCAAACCAUGUCAAUGUCAUCAAUGCAAAUAUAAAUGAAUUGUGACGGGGACGGGGGAAAUCCAAUUUUGUCGUUGCUUGUGAGUUCUGAAGUGCUAUUUGUAGUGUGUGUGUUUGUCUGUAGUGAGUUUUUAAAGUGCCCAUCAGUUAAAAGUGGAAGUAAAAUGAGUGUAACACCCUCA
Osmerus eperlanus (European smelt) is the source of this 2387-nucleotide messenger RNA. It is a transcript of the gene slc25a51b, whose product is annotated as solute carrier family 25 member 51b. Gene Ontology annotation, molecular function: NAD transmembrane transporter activity. The record is from RefSeq and is a predicted model, not a curated record. Bases 350 to 1291 code for a protein of 313 amino acids. NCBI's taxonomy places the organism in Eukaryota, Metazoa, Chordata, Actinopteri, Osmeriformes, Osmeridae. Gene Ontology annotation, cellular component: mitochondrion. Gene Ontology annotation, biological process: mitochondrial NAD transmembrane transport. The transcript is spliced from 3 exons.